Menidia menidia (Atlantic silverside) is the source of this 3944-nucleotide messenger RNA. The record is from the annotation of a GenBank genome assembly. NCBI's taxonomy places the organism in Eukaryota, Metazoa, Chordata, Actinopteri, Atheriniformes, Atherinopsidae.
AUGAGCCGGGAGUUGGUUUUGGGCUCCUGCGCAUUACCUGAGCAGCGCGCGCGCCGGGCGCAUCUGUCCGUCCUCCCGCUGACGUCACAGCUGCCAGAGGUUUGCGCUCGCUGCCUUUGCCUUUCUGAAGAUAUCCAGGAGGAGGAGGAGCUGUCAAAUUUGGUCCCGGCGGAAUAUUGCGUCCUGCUGGCAUGGAAUGACGCCUUUCUCAGCUGGACUUUCGAAAACACGAUGGCAAGCCAUUUUCUCAAGUGGAUCAGUCUCACCUCUCUGCUGUGGCUGGGUUCUGAUGGUGUGGCGGAAAAGAAAGUAUGCCAAGGUAUAACAAACCGUCUAAACCUUCUUGGCUCUAAAGAAGAUCACUACCUGAACAUGGUUAAGACAUUCAGCAACUGCACCGUGGUGCUGGAGAACCUGGAGAUCACCUACAUGGAGGAGCACCAUGACCUGUCCUUUCUUAGGUCUAUCACAGAAGUGGGUGGUUAUGUCCUGAUUGCCCUCAACACGGCCUCCAGGAUUCCUCUGGAGAACCUGCGCAUCAUUCGGGGUCAUUCCCUCUAUGAAGGGACGUUUGCACUUGCUGCGCUCGCCAAUUAUGACAAGAGCACAGGUCUGGGCACCACUGAGCUCCUGCUGACCAGCCUGACCGAAAUCAUUAAGGGAGGUGUAAAGUUUGGGAACAACAAGUUAUGCAACGUGGAAACAAUACAAUGGUAUGACAUUGUCAAUGGCGACGCCAAACCCACAAUGGAGUUACCAGUGGCGAGCGACAACUCGCUGUGUAGGAAAUGUCCCUCGAGCUGUCACAACGGUUCAUGUUGGACGCCACAACACUGUCAGACCUUAACCAAACUGAACUGUGCACAGCAGUGUUCUAAGAGAUGCAAAGGACCUUCUCCAAUCGACUGUUGCAACGAGCAUUGUGCAGCAGGGUGCACAGGACCCAGGCCCACCGACUGUCUGGCCUGUCGGGACUUUCAGGAUGACGGGGUGUGUAAGAACACCUGUCCGCCCCUCAUGCUGUACGAUCCGAACCAGCACACCCUGGUUCCCAACCCGCAUGGAAAGUACAGCUUCGGAGCCACCUGUGUGAAAAGUUGCCCAUAUAAUUAUGUUGUGACUGAUCACGGAGCGUGUGUGCGGACGUGCAGCGGGAACACAUACGAAGUGGAUGAAGGAAAAAACAGAAAGUGUGCCAAGUGCGACGGGCUGUGUCCAAAAGUGUGCAAUGGACUUGGAGCAGGAGACCUGAUCAACACCCUGUCUAUUAACGCCACUAACAUCGAUUCAUUUAAAAACUGCACCAAAAUCAAUGGCAACAUUGCUAUCAUGCAUACAUCCAUUUAUGGGGAUAAAUUUACCAAGACGCCAAAGAUGGAUCCUGCCAAGCUGGAUGUGUUUAAAACAGUGAAAGAAAUCACUGGAUACUUGUGGAUUCAAACAUGGCCGACGGACAUGAGGUCACUCAGCCCCUUUGAGAAUCUGGAGAUAAUUCGAGGAAGAAUGAAACGUGGUAGCCGAAGCGUUGUUAUGACUCAGCUUGAAAUUGACUACCUGGGGCUUCGGUCCCUGAAGGAAAUCAGUGAUGGAGACGUGGGCAUCAUCAAGAACAAGAACCUCUGCUACACGAACAAACGGCAUUGGAGCCAGCUCUUCAAAUCAAAAAGCCAAAGCGCAAAUUUAGACGACAAUGCCGAUGCUGACGUGUGUGCUCUGAAGAACAACACAUGUGACAGAAAGUGCACCGCAGACGGCUGCUGGGGCCCAGGCCCAGACAUGUGUUUCGCCUGUAGAGACUACAGCCGGGAUGGAAGCUGUGUUGACUCCUGUAACAUCCUGGAUGGUGACCCACGGGAGGCAGUUGUGAACAACAUCUGUGUGGCGUGUCACCCAGAGUGUCAACGCCUGAAUGGGACCGCAACCUGCAGGGAGCCUGGCCCUGAAAACUGUACAAAGUGUGCCAACUUUCAAGAUGGACUGUUCUGUGUGUCCCGCUGUCCGCAAGGAGUGCCAGGGGAGGAUGACACCGUUGUGUGGAAAUUCGCUGAUGAGAAGAGAGUGUGCCAGCUAUGCCACAAAAACUGCACUCAAGGGUGUUCGGGACCUGGUCUUGAAGGGUGUAACAUUAAAAAAACCUCAGGUCUGUCCAUGAUUGCGGCCGGUGUAGUCGGUGGGCUGCUGGCUGUUCUUGUUGCCGGCCUGUCGGUCUUUGUGUUGCUACGCCGACGCCACAUCAAGAGGAAGAGAACCAUGCGCAGACUGCUGCAAGAGAGAGAGCUGGUUGAACCUCUCACUCCGAGUGGACAAGCACCAAACCAGGCUCUUCUGCGGAUCCUUAAGGAACCUGAAUUUAAGAAGCUGAAAGUGCUGGGAUCAGGAGCUUUUGGGACUGUUUACAAGGGUCUGUGGGUCCCCGAGGGAGAAGAUGUGAAAAUUCCUGUGGCCAUCAAGGUUUUGAGAGAGGCAACAUCACCGAAAGCAAACAAGGAAAUCUUGGAUGAGGCUUAUGUGAUGGCCAGUGUGGAGCACCCCCAUGUAUGUCGUCUGCUUGGCAUCUGUCUGACCUCAACAGUGCAGCUCAUCACGCAGCUGAUGCCCUACGGCUGCCUGCUGGACUACGUGAGAGAGAACAAGGACAGUAUCGGCUCACAGCACCUGCUCAACUGGUGUGUGCAGAUAGCCAAGGGUAUGAACUACCUGGAGGAACGCCACUUGGUGCAUCGUGACUUGGCGGCCAGAAACGUCCUGGUGAAAACUCCUCAACAUGUUAAAAUCACCGAUUUUGGCCUGGCCAAACUCCUGAAUGCAGAUGAGAAAGAGUACCACGCUGAUGGAGGAAAGGUGCCAAUAAAAUGGAUGGCUCUCGAAUCUAUCCUGAACAGAACUUACACUCAUCAGAGUGAUGUCUGGAGUUAUGGUGUAACAGUUUGGGAGCUGAUGACCUUUGGGACCAAACCAUAUGAUGGGAUUCCAGCCAGUGAAAUAGCCGGAGUUCUGGAAAAAGGAGAACGUCUGCCUCAACCACCAAUCUGUACCAUAGACGUCUAUAUGAUUAUGGUGAAAUGCUGGAUGAUCGAUGCAGACAGCAGGCCUCGUUUCCGGGAGCUAAUUGCUGAGUUUACAAAGAUGGCUCGAGAUCCUUCCCGCUAUCUCGUCAUUCAGGGUGAUGAUCGCAUGCAUCUACCGAGUCCCACAGAUUCAACGUUCUAUCGCAGCCUAAUCAGUGGAGAGGAUAUGGAGGAUGCUGUGGAUGCAGAUGAGUAUCUGGUGCCACAGCAUAGCUUUUUCAGCAGCCCGAGCACCUCCCAUACUCCACUACUUCAGUCUGUGAGUAUGAACAGCAGUAUUGGGACAUGUAACGGCAGAAAUGGAUUAUUGAAUGGACUCCUGAGCAGAGACGGAAGCAUGGUUCUCCGGUAUAUUCCAGACCCCACCGACAAACUUUUAGACAAUGCCUUCCAGCCUUCUCCAGACUACAUGAACCAGAAUGGAGUUCCCGAUGUGAUGAAACCUAACGGCCAACCUCGCACCCUACUUCCCACCAUCUCAUCAGACGAUACAGAGACAGAGUACCUGAACUGCUUUAGAAAUGGGAACAAUGGACCCGAAUACCUCAAUGAGAUCCCCUCCUCUGUCCUCUUCCCACCCGCCUCCAACAGCACAGGCAUUCAAAAGUACCUCCCCCACAACAGCAUAGACAACCCAGAUUACCAGCAGGAUUUCACUCCCACCUUCAAGACUCACACCAACGGACACAUACCAGCAGCAGAGAAUGUGGAGUAUCUGGGCCCAGACUGAGGACGACAUAAGACUCUUUUCUGCUCCAUUAAAAGUGGAGUUUUCUAUGGCUGGAAGCACAUUGAUAAGUGGUACCAUCAGUUAUCACGUAUGUUGUUUUUCAGAGUCAGGUGACUCUGCUGAUGAGGAAGAACUCUUUGGAAUGA